UAACAACAAAAUUUGCUUUUGCAGGAGGGCAGUAUUGGUCCUGAUCUGGUAAUUCGACCAUUACCCAAAAGACUUCGUCAGCCAUUGGACUCAACUACACCAGGAGACGAAUCGACGACAACUUUGCAAACACCAACAUCGACUUCUGUAGCAACAGAUGAUUACUCAACAAAAUCAGCACAGCAAGAGAAACGCAGAAGACAACACGAUGACGACGAAGUAUUCUUAGAUGACGAUGGAGAACUCAACGCUGAGGUUGCCAUCGACACCGGAUUUCCUAUAAAGAGGACUGAAGAGGGAGAGACUCUUGGACAUCAACAUAUUGUCUACAAAAGGAAGAAAAAUGGAGAAGAAAAUUACAGCGAUUACGUAUUUAUGGAACCAGAUCGUCUUUCCAAACGUUUUCGAAGAAGCCCUAGCUCAGAAAAAAAUUCCACCGCCCAUUCCAGAAAGACUAGGGAAGCUCCCUACACAAUUUAUCCCGAAAUAUUAGUUAUAGUGGACUAUGACGGAUACAGAUUACAUUCAGGUGAUAAUGCACAAAUCAAAAGGUACUUUAUAUCUUUCUGGAAUGGCGUAGACUUGCGAUACAAACUUCUCAAAGGACCAAAAGUUAGAAUUUCCAUUGCUGGGAUAAUUAUAAGUCGAGGUAGAGACGCAACACCCUAUCUAGAAAGAAAUAGAGUAGGUAGAGACGCCAUAGAUUCGGCUGCAGCACUUACGGACAUGGGAAAAUAUUUGUUUAGAGAACGAAGACUACCAGUAUAUGACAUCGCUGUGGCUAUUACAAAACUUGACAUGUGCAGAAGACAAUACCCCUCAGAUAGUUGCAAUAGGGGCACAGCAGGAUUCGCAUACGUGGGUGGGGCCUGUGUAGUGAACAAGAGAUUGGAAAAAGUAAACUCGGUAGCAAUUAUUGAAGACACUGGUGGUUUCAGUGGAAUCAUUGUAGCAGCGCACGAAGUUGGGCACUUAUUGGGAGCUGUACAUGAUGGAAGUCCACCACCGUCAUACUUGGGAGGUCCAGGGGCAGAAAAAUGCCAAUGGACUGAUGGUUACAUCAUGUCCGACUUACGACAUACCGAAAGAGGUUUCAAAUGGUCCCCAUGCAGCAUUGCUAGCUUUCAUCAUUUCUUAAAGUAAGUUCUCGGAUAAUAAAAAUUAAUUUUAUUUACCGUACCUAAUAAGUAACCACCUUAACACUUAACACUUUUUGAAUUAUACAUAGCUUAAUACUUUUAUCACACCAUCUCUUUCUAUUAAUGGUCAUCAUCAUCAU
Molecule: messenger RNA, 1279 nt
Organism: Agrilus planipennis (emerald ash borer)
Lineage: Eukaryota; Metazoa; Arthropoda; Insecta; Coleoptera; Buprestidae
Product: venom metalloproteinase 3
Exons: 6
Coding region: 376-1143 (255 amino acids)
Biological process (GO): proteolysis
Molecular function (GO): metalloendopeptidase activity
Source: RefSeq, a predicted model, not a curated record